Messenger RNA from Chionomys nivalis (European snow vole), 709 nucleotides. RefSeq names its product 60S ribosomal protein L10a. The transcript has a single exon. Gene Ontology annotation, biological process: translation. The record is from RefSeq and is a predicted model, not a curated record. The coding region runs from base 27 to 680 and encodes 217 amino acids. Gene Ontology annotation, molecular function: structural constituent of ribosome; RNA binding. Gene Ontology annotation, cellular component: large ribosomal subunit. NCBI's taxonomy places the organism in Eukaryota, Metazoa, Chordata, Mammalia, Rodentia, Cricetidae.
UUCCGGUUCCCGCAGCCUCUGCAGCCAUGAGCAGCAAAGUCUCUCGCGACACCCUGUACGAGGCGGUGCGGGAGGUCCUGCACGGGAACCAGCGCAAGCGCCGCAAGUUUCUGGAAACGGUGGAGCUGCAGAUCAGCCUGAAGAACUACGACCCCCAGAAGGACAAACGUUUCUCGGGCACCGUCAGGCUCAAGUCCACCCCUCGCCCCAAGUUCUCGGUGUGCGUCCUGGGGGACCAGCAGCACUGCGAUGAGGCCAAGGCCGUGGAUAUCCCCCACAUGGACAUCGAGGCGCUGAAGAAGCUCAAUAAGAACAAGAAGUUGGUCAAAAAGCUGGCCAAGAAGUAUGACGCCUUUCUGGCCUCUGAGUCUCUGAUCAAGCAGAUCCCGCGUAUCCUGGGCCCAGGCCUGAACAAGGCCGGCAAGUUCCCUUCCCUGCUGACACACAAUGAAAACAUGGUGGCCAAAGUGGACGAGGUGAAGUCCACGAUCAAGUUCCAGAUGAAGAAGGUGCUGUGUCUGGCUGUCGCUGUCGGCCACGUGAAGAUGACCGACGACGAGCUGGUCUACAACAUCCACUUGGCUGUCAAUUUCUUGGUGUCCUUGCUCAAGAAGAACUGGCAAAAUGUCCGGGCUUUGUAUAUCAAGAGCACCAUGGGCAAGCCCCAGCGUCUUUACUAGGAUGCCCCAAUAAACCUUCGUGCUACCUU